This is a messenger RNA of Syngnathus acus (greater pipefish), 1320 nucleotides long. RefSeq names its product tryptophan 2,3-dioxygenase a (gene tdo2a). The transcript is spliced from 12 exons. The coding region runs from base 58 to 1278 and encodes 406 amino acids. The record is from RefSeq and is a predicted model, not a curated record. Gene Ontology annotation, molecular function: metal ion binding; heme binding; L-tryptophan 2,3-dioxygenase activity. Lineage: Eukaryota; Metazoa; Chordata; Actinopteri; Syngnathiformes; Syngnathidae.
UUAGUACAUGUUGACCUUUCCAAGAGUGUUAUUAGUUGCAACUGAUUUGUACAAGUCAUGAGCGGAUGCCCGUAUUUUGAGAGGAAGCAUUUGUUGUUUCAAAACCAGCUUCUGGAGCAAAAAGAAGAGCAAGAUGCCUCUCAGGGAGGCGUCAACAAGGCCAGUAAAGGAGGUAUAAUCUAUGGAGACUACCUCAAGCUGGAUAAAAUUGUGACAGCCCAGGUGCUACAAAGCGAGCUGCAGGGCAACAAGAUCCACGAUGAGCACCUCUUCAUUGUCACACAUCAAGCUUAUGAGCUGUGGUUUAAACAGAUUCUGUUCGAGCUGGAUUCAGUGCGGCAAAUCUUCAUUAAUGGACACGUGCGAGAUGAACGCAACAUGCUCAAAGUCAAUACUCGCAUUCACCGGAUCGUGAUGAUCUUCAAACUGCUGGUCGAGCAGUUUGCUGUUCUGGAGACAAUGACAGCCUUGGAUUUUUUUGACUUCAGGGAAUAUCUGUCUCCAGCUUCUGGCUUCCAAAGCCUUCAGUUUCGGCUCUUGGAGAACAAAAUUGGGGUCCCUGACACCUUGAGGGUGCCGUACAAUAGACAGCACUACCGCGACGUCUUCAAAGGUCAGGAAGGCGAGUUGCUGCUCGCCACGGAGAAAGAGCCCACACUCUUGAAACUGGUUGAGGAGUGGCUGGAGAGAACGCCUGGCCUGGAAACAGAUGGCUUCAACUUCUGGGAAAGCCUGGAGAGGAACAUAUUUAAUGGCCUUGAUAAGGAAAAGCAAAAUAUUGAGCAAAUGCCUGACUGUGAGGACAAAGAGGAGAUGAUGGCUGAGUUGCUGAAGCAGAAGGAAGUGUUCACUUCUUUGUUUGAUGUUAAGCGUCACGAGCAUCUGCUCAGUAAAGGUGAGAGGCGGCUGUCUCACAAAGCUCUUCAAGGCGCUCUCAUGAUCUACUUCUACAGAGAGGAGCCUAGGUUCCAGGUUCCUUUCCAGCUGCUCAACUCCCUCAUGGAUAUCGACAUGCUCAUGACAAAAUGGAGAUACAAUCACGUAUGCAUGGUGCACCGGAUGAUUGGCAGCAAGGCGGGCACAGGGGGCUCGUCUGGGUACCACUACCUGAGAUCCACUGUAAGUGACCGCUACAAGGUUUUCGUGGACUUGUUCAACCUGGCCACAUUUCUGGUACCUCGCCACUGGGUGCCCAAAUUGAACCCAAAUGUCCACACAUUCGUUUACACUGCCGAGUGCUGCGACAGCUCCUACUGCAGCAGCGAGGACUCGGACUAACGACGUACAGGAGCACCAAAUGAAACGAAACAAACAAAAAAA